Kwoniella botswanensis is the source of this 2199-nucleotide messenger RNA. RefSeq names its product pre-mRNA-splicing ATP-dependent RNA helicase PRP28. The transcript has 6 exons. The record is from RefSeq and is a predicted model, not a curated record. Lineage: Eukaryota; Fungi; Basidiomycota; Tremellomycetes; Tremellales; Cryptococcaceae. Bases 1 to 2199 code for a protein of 732 amino acids. Gene Ontology annotation, molecular function: nucleic acid binding; ATP binding; RNA helicase activity.
AUGGCAGGACCACUAUCAGUAGAUGAGAUAUUAGCAAAACAAAAGGCAGAGAAAGAGGCAGCUUCAAAGCCCAAAUUUCUGUCAAAAGCCGACCGAGCCAAGCUAGCAUUGGAGAAACGGCAAGCCGAAGUGCAAACUCAGCAGGAAAGGGAAGAAGCUGAACGUAGACAGCGUAUAGAUUUUGAACGUGCUGCCGAGGAGGAAAGGAGGAGGGCUGAUGCUGUCAGGUAUGGUGCAGAUGUUAGGGGAUCAUACGACCGAUUCGGAAGACAAGAGUACGGACGACCCGAUCCUCGAUAUACCAACGGCCAUAAUGCAUCUCGGUCGAACUUACCUACCGGACCAAGAGGGAAUGCUCCCCCCUCCGGACCUAGGGGGAUGAGAGACUCUGGUACUCCUCUGCCAUAUAACGGUAAUGGUAAUGGACUGUCGACCGGACCUUCAACGCCCAAAGCUGGAUCUUCAACUCCCGGACCAAAUUCUCCCGGUGAUGUCGCUCUACCGACAGAUACAGAGCUGAACGCGUUGAAGGCUAGAUAUCUAGGUCAAAAAGUAGAUGGGAAGAAACCUAGGUUGAGAAAAGCAAAUGAUAAGAAAGUGGUAUUCGAUUGGAACGAAAAUGACGAUACGACAUUGAAUGAACGUGGUACAUGGACGAUGGAUAUUAAGCAGAAAGGUCCAGGAGGUGCGAUGUUUGGGGGGAGGUUAGCGGGUUUCGAUGAAGGUGGUCAGAGGAGGGGUCAACAGGCUUUUACUGAUAACCACGCCGACGCCCUGGAACGUCGACGAGCAGGUAAAGGAUCCAACGAUGAUCGACACUGGUCCGAAAAGCCUCUAGAAGAGAUGAAAGAUCGUGAUUGGCGUAUCUUCAGGGAAGAUUUCGCUAUCGCCGCCAGAGGUGGUAGUAUUCCUGUCCCGCUACGGUCAUGGAGAGAGUCGAAUAUACCGCUAAAUAUCUUGGACAUAAUCGAAGAGAUUGGGUAUAAAGAACCUUCACCUAUUCAAAGACAGGCUAUACCGAUUGGUAUGCAGAAUAGGGAUUUGAUCGGUAUCGCCAAGACUGGUUCCGGUAAAACCGCUGCUUUCGUCAUACCCAUGCUAGAUUACAUCGGUCAUUUACCCCCAUUCAAUGACGAGAAUCGACAUAAAGGUCCUUACGCUUUGAUCAUGGCGCCAACUCGAGAGCUGGCUCAACAGAUCGAACAAGAGGCUGCGCGAUUCGCCAAGCCCCUAGGUUAUAACUGUGUAUCUAUCGUUGGUGGUCGAUCAGUAGAAGAACAGCAAUUCAACUUACGAAACGGUGCCGAGAUCAUCAUUGCUACUCCUGGUCGUCUAAAAGAUAUGAUCGAUAAAUCAAUGCUGGUCAUGUCUCAAUGUCGUUACGUCGUCAUGGAUGAAGCCGAUAGAAUGGUCGAUCUAGGUUUCGAAUUGGAUCUCAACUUCAUCUUAGAUGCCAUGCCUGCUACGUUCAUCAAACCGGAUGAUGCUGAGAUCAAUCACGCGUUGAAGUCGGGUGAAUGGCAAGGAUGGAGAGUGACCACCUUGUUCUCCGCUACUAUGCCUCCUGCUGUCGAACGAUUGGCUAGAAAGUACCUUAGAAAACCUGCAACAGUCACUAUCGGUAAUGCGGGUGAGGCGGUCGAUACCGUCGAACAACGAGUCGAGUUCGUCUACGGUGGAGAGGAGAAGAGGAAAUCGAGACUUAUCGAGAUCUUGCGAACUAUCGGCUUACCUCCGCCUAUCAUCAUAUUCGUUAAUCAGAAGAAGACCGCUGAUAUGGUACUUCGAUAUGUUCAACAAGCCGGCUUGAGUGGUGUCUCUUUACAUUCAGGUAAAUCGCAAGAACAGAGAGAAAGUUCGCUUCAAGCUUUACGUGAUGGUCAGGUAUCUGUUUUGGUGGCCACAGAUCUGGCAGGAAGAGGUAUAGAUGUACCGGAUGUCUCGUUGGUUAUCAAUUGGCAAAUGUCGGAUACGAUUGAGAAGUAUGUUCAUAGAAUUGGAAGAACAGGUAGAGCGGGUAAGAAUGGUCUGGCAAUUACAUUUUUGACCAAUGACGAUGAUGAGGUCAUGUAUGAUUUGAGGGUCGAGGUGGAAAAAUCAAAAAUGUCAAAGAUGAAUCCUGAAUUGGCGAGACAUGAGGCUGCGAAGACGAAAGUGACGAGGGAGAUGAAGAGAAAGAGGGAUGAUAACGAUGAGUAG